AGCUUCAGCGCUUCCAGUAACUUCCGAAACACGUCCGUGCUAGCGUACUAGCUUAGCCUGCGCUGUGCUAAAUCAGUGGCUGAACUGUGCGCGGUGUAGUCGUGCUGUCUGGAAAGUCAUUACCGGAAUAGUGCGACCCGUAUUUUGAGUAUUUACUCGCCAUAGACUGUGGUCUUCAGUUAUUUUCUUCGGUGGGUAAAUACAACAGCUGGUGCUACCUCGCAAAACCAGGCAGAGCCAUGGCUAUGUACAAGGGAGCUGCCAGCGAGGCUGGCCGUGCCAUGCAUCUCAAAAAGAAACGCGAGAAAGCGUUGGAAGAAUUGGAACUGCGAAAGAAAAGGAUUGAAGAAGAGUUGAAGCUGUCCACAAUGGAGAACAAGUUCGCUGCACAUUAUGAUGCUGUGGAGCAGCAGCUUAAAUCGAGCACAAUUGGGCUUGUCACCCUUGAUGAAAUGAAGGCUAAGCAAGAGGAUGUUGUAAAGGAACGAGAACGUCAACUAGCACAGCGGCAACAAGAACGCGAGCUUCAGCGACAGCGUGAAAUUCAGAAAAAACGGGAACAGCAAGAGAGGCAAAGAAGACAGAUUGCAGCACUGUCAUUCAAGCUGGAUGAAGAUGAGGACGAUGAUGAUGAAAAAGAAGAGGGGGAGGAGGAACAGGAAGAUAACAACAAUAAUGAUGAUGAUGAAGAGAAGGAAGAGAAUGAAGAUUCACAGGAAACAAAGGAGCAGAAUGAACAGGAUGAAGAGAAAGAUGAGCUUGACUACGAACCACCAUCAAAACGAAAGUUGGGCAAGAAUCCCGAUGUGGACACCAGCUUCCUUCCGGACAGAGAACGAGAGGAAGAAGAGAAACGCAUCAGGGAAGAGCUUCGCAUGGAGUGGGUGCAGAAACAACAGCAACUCAAGAAUGAGGACAUUGAGAUCACCUUCAGCUACUGGGACGGCUCAGGCCAUCGAAAGGUGGUGCGCAUGAAGAAAGGGAACAGCAUCUACCAGUUCUUGCAGAAAUGCAUGGAGCUCCUUCGAAAGGACUUCUACGAGUUGCGGGCAGUUACGGCGGAUCAGCUGAUGUACGUCAAAGAGGACUUGAUCAUCCCGCACCACUACACAUUCUACGACUUCAUUGUCACGAAGGCUCGUGGCAAGAGUGGCCCCUUGUUUGCUUACGACGCGAGGGAAGACGUGCGGCUGACUAACGAUGCCUCGAUUGAGAAGGAAGAGUCGCAUGCAGGCAAAGUUCUGCUGCGCUCGUGGUACGAGAGGAACAAGCACAUCUUUCCAGCGUCCCGAUGGGAACCUUAUGACCCCGCCCGCUCGUAUGAGCGCUACACAGUGUCCGACAAGAAAAAGUAGCCCAGUGCCACCAACCAGCCUUGCACUUUGUGAAAAACUAAUCCUUUGUGGAACUGCUCACAGGCUCAAGUGGGGUCCUGGAAAGUUGCCCCUUCAGUGGCAUGCAUGUUUAGGUACUGGCUAUUGCAGGGUGCAGCAUGUUUGUGUGCAAGCCACACAGAUGCACGGUAAACAUUGUGGUGCAGUUGAUGGCAUCUGUAGGUGCUGUCAGCAGGACUGUGAACUACUGCGUGGUGGCAAUGACACUUUGUUGACAUGUAAGAGCACUUCAUGCAUUACCACUUUACUGGGCGCUUUACACCCUCCAUCGAGAAGCAGUUUGGCUAAGAUAGUUGUAGCCAUGCUAUCCGUCAGCUGUGUCUGCAACUUCAGAAUAUUGGAAGAAAUUGCAGAUCAUGAUGAAAUGUUAACAGAAUGCUUCCAAACUCUCUGCACAUGUGGUUAUGUAAAUUAAGGGAGGUAGAGGUAGCCCCACACUGUCGGGAAACAGGCUGCGUUGAAUUCUACUUGUCUGUGCUUGCAGUUUUUAUGGUAAGAUUUACUUAUACAGUUGUCCUUGCUGUGGCAGUGUUAUAAAAUCGCACUACUGUAAAUAAAAAAGGCAUCAUCACUUUCA
Messenger RNA from Dermacentor silvarum, 1971 nucleotides. Its product is annotated as protein FAM50 homolog. Lineage: Eukaryota; Metazoa; Arthropoda; Arachnida; Ixodida; Ixodidae. Gene Ontology annotation, cellular component: nucleus. The transcript is spliced from 7 exons. The record is from RefSeq and is a predicted model, not a curated record. The coding region runs from base 240 to 1355 and encodes 371 amino acids. Gene Ontology annotation, biological process: chromatin organization.